Molecule: messenger RNA, 2484 nt
Organism: Bombina bombina (fire-bellied toad)
Lineage: Eukaryota; Metazoa; Chordata; Amphibia; Anura; Bombinatoridae
Product: SUN domain-containing protein 1-like
Exons: 4
Coding region: 1-333 (110 amino acids)
Biological process (GO): nuclear envelope organization
Cellular component (GO): meiotic nuclear membrane microtubule tethering complex; nuclear envelope
Molecular function (GO): protein-membrane adaptor activity
Source: RefSeq, a predicted model, not a curated record
AUGUUUCUAGGUGGUAGCAUACUGGGAACUCGUUGCUCUGAAACAUAUGACACCAAAACUGCACUGAUGAGCCUAUUUGGCAUUCCAUUGUGGUAUUUUUCUCAAUCUCCAAGAGUAGUAAUACAGGGACUUGACGAUGAGUAUCAGGAGGAUGGCAAGCUUUUGGUCCGCUCUGUAUAUGAUGAUGAGGGAGAGCCUCUGCAAACUUUCCAGCUGACAGAAGAAAAUGACAAACCAUUUCAGAUUGUGGAGCUUCGAAUCUUCUCUAAUUGGGGUCAUGCAGAUUAUACAUGUCUGUAUCGCUUUCGAGCACAUGGAACACCAGUGAAAUGAAAAAUAGAGCCUCACUAAAUUUUCUUUAAACUUUAUUUUGUCAAUACUAUAACCCUGGAACACUGGAAUAUAUCUGAAACCUGCUAUGGGGCAUUGUUUGGAGCAGAAUCAAUAUUUCAAACUUUGAGAAGAAAAAAAAAAAGAAAAUGAUCUAAAAUCCACCAAACUUUUGAAUGCACUUCUUUGCCAGUAUGCUUUAUAUAUUUUUUUAUCAGAGCUCCAUAACAUGCUGCAUGCCGACUGCUCUGAAUCGAAAGGCCAGUUAGUGAGAACCUGAUGCAAGAAGCACAUUAGUUUUAUCUAGUACAUAGUCCAGUACACAUUUUCCAUGUAAGCGUGUGGUCGUUGAUCUGCUGGACAUGCUUUUCUGCAAAAUGUUUUCCUGACUUAAAGUGAAGGUAAAGUUAACAUGUCAAUCUAUUAUAGCAUUAGUUUAAAAACAAUAUCACUUUCAUUCAUAAUUUUUUAGAUAUAUUAGUAUAAAUUAAGUUAUCACCUUAAUAAAUCGAUUCUGAAAGGUCCACAAAUUCAGCCCGUAUAUGUAUUUUUUUUUUUCUCAAACGAUCACGUUUUUUGCUAAUCCAAUUGAAAUUCUGGCCGUUAGGCGGCCGUCACUCUACGUCAUUCGCCUCCUUGCUCAUCUGCGCAUGCGCUAUUCUUUUCCCUUCACAUUGGAAUACACGCGCGCUCCCGUUUUGCGCAUGCGUAUUCAUUACAUGUAGUAAUUCUGACAGCUCCGUACACAUCUGCAGCCCAGACAUGCUAUCAGAUACUGUGCAGUGAGAAGCAGGGACCGAGCUGCCUCUUCUGAUACCAGCAGCACUGGGCUAAAUACAAUGGGAAGUAAUCUCACAGCAGGCAACAUACCCCUCACUUCUUAAUCGCCUCCACAUGCAAACACUGCACAAACUCACUGCUUCACUGGAAGCAUCAGCAAGAUCGUAAAUCAUUAUCCCAGGGUCCUGACAGUGCAGGGACACCAAGACCCACAUAACCGGUGAUUAGCAUACAUAUUGCCGAUUAGCGCAUGCGCAGUUAAAAGGAGCAUCGUGAACGCGCUUUUGAGAGUCACAGACCAAACAAGCAGGAAAUAGGGUUUGGGAGGAGUCAGCAUCAAAACGGUAGGGAAUUAUAUAUAUAUUUAUUUUGCAAACUAUCAAAGUAAUAGAGAAAAAAACUUGGCGACUAGCUUCUAGUAAUAUUAAGAGAUGCAUUGAUGUCUUCCAAAUGUAAAAACUUUACCUUCACUUUAAGAAUUAGCUGCCUUAAAUUAUUUACUGUCUCUGUUGCCAGAUUGCUUAUAUUAAAAAAAACUACCAAGUUUUUGGGAAGUUUGGACUGCAACCCCCAAUAGAGCAUUGCAAUACAAACGUUCAAGCCUGUAUUCCAAUGCCAAUGUAUAUAAUUAUUUUUUUAAUGUAUAAGGUGACCUGGUACAAAUAAUGGUCUUAUAAUACUUUACUUUUGUAUUUUUGGGGAAUGGACAAAUAAAAUUGGAUCAUACCAAUGUACAAUAAAUGUGUGUGGGGGGUUAACACUAAUUUCUCAUAAAAUGUUUGUCCUGCUUAGAUCUAAAACUUAAACAAAUUUUUACUUAUGUGGAAAUAUUUAAUUUCGCAUACUAACCAAAACUGUUAUUUUCGUAUGUAUGUGUAUAUAUAUAUAUAUAUAUAUAUAUAUAUAUCAGGUUUUAUAGAAAUAGAGCUCCUGUUUACAAAAUGAUUUCUGCUCCCUUUGGCUGCUAUUCAUAUUGCCCCAAUUUCAAUUACAGAUUCCACUGACUGGCUUUUUGAAUAGAGUAUGUAAACUGCGCAAUAGUGUCUAACCUAAAAAUAAGAGACUAUUCAUAUAUGCUAAACUGUAUGGAUAUAGUAUAUUAUAUACUCACACUCUAACAAAAAAUUAAGGGAUGUGGCAUAAUGGACAUUGGAUCUCAAUUAUUUCUUUAAAGCACUAAUUUAUUUUUUAAAAUGCAAAAUAGGAAUUUGUGCAAUGUAUUUUUGUAAAAAAAAAAAAGCUUUUUAUGCUGUUUUUCAGUGAGUUUUCUUUGCUUGCUCUAUAUUGAAAUGUUAAAUAAAAAUAAUAAAGUUUAAUUUGAGUGCAUGUAAUAUCUGAAACCUGAAAUAAACUAUAUAUUUCCUUUUCUGUAAA